UUCACCCUCCGAGAUACGGUACGAAGGGAUAGUGAACUAUGCCGUCCAUACAGGUAAUUUCAGCACAAAAAGUGUAACAGUUACAGAGAAAGUGCAGUGGGAUGGGAGUUUCCGUGUGACUGGUGAGAUCAUGGAGCCCGCAAAGAGGAACACAUCAAGAAGGCGACGGAUCGCUUCGGCUAUUUCUCGUUUCUUUAUCGCUACGUUCCGAAUUCUGUGUCAAUGUGAAUGUUUGUCGGGUUCCCAGUCCUGCUGCAAAUGUGUCAACCGCGUAGUUCCGCUAAACGAGCAGCAGGAAAAGGAAUUUUCUGCAGCGGGAAGCCAGGGAAAUCACUCUUGUCCGCCGGACGACAACAUUCUGCAAGCGAGCAGGGAAAAUUGGCAAAAUCCACGUGCGCCUGGAAUUUCAGGCACAGGAUAUGACCCAGCAGCUACUCCCAUCCCUCGUCCAUUCCCGGCAUGGGAUCCAGCUCCCAUGGAUCCCUCGAGGUCUGGGACAGCGAUCCCCGUUGGCGCCUUCCCUUCGGCAGAGGGUCCAGGAUGUCCCGAGUGCAAUAGGGACGUUGGAAGCUCGGGGCUGGAGGAGCAGCAGCCCCAAGAUGGCCUCGACGAAAGCGUUCCAUCUCCCGCUGAGUCGCCGUCCCCGGGGACGGUCCCCUCCUCUUCUACGGGACAGGAGGAGGGGGAGGAUGUGGAGAAGAUGGAAGAGGAGGAGGUGGGGAAGCCGGGGACGUCCCAGGAGCAAGGUGGACAGGAGCAGAGCGUGGAUUUCAGUUUCUACUCGAUGUGGGAAAAGUUGUGGGACCCCCUUUGGUCCAGUCCCCACUCGCCGGACGUUUUAAGGUAUGGGUUGGAAAACAAUCACCCAAGAUCUGAACACCAUGUGCAGGCUCCGUACCCGUCUGAGGAGGCCGCGCCUGCGUCCUCCAUCCCGGACUCUGAGCUGCUCAGGGUGCCCCACACAGAUUAUGAAUUCUGGGCCAUCUUCAACUUCGCUGGAACAGAGGCGGCGAGGAUGCUGCUGAUGGAGCGCCGGGAGAAGGCUGCAGCUCAGAAGACCUCGAUAUCCUGAGGGACCCCGUGGUUUCAGACGGGACAGGGUGGCUCCGAGACGGCACGACAGGGUCGGUUAGGCCACGUUUGGAACGGGGGAGUGAGGGAUUAAUUUUGGGCCCAGGGUGAGACUGGAGUCAGACUGAGUCCAGGGGGCACAGCCAGUUGACUUCAGCUUUAUUGUCAUUCAGUCCGACAGCAGUAUACCCGCAAGGGUUACAAGAUUCGUACAAAACAAUGUCCACAACACAGUACAUAUAACUCAUACAUAUAACACAUAAAGUUAAGUAAUAUAUUACCACGAGUUAUCUAUCAGUUUUUAAAUAUUUAUUUAUUUAUGGAGCAUUUACGAUGCAAUUAAAAAGGAAACAGUGUUACCCAAUGUGUGAUGUGCCUUGAUCGUGACAUGGAGUUCAGCAGACUUACAGCCUGGGGGGAAGAAGCUGUUUCACAUCUUAACCUUCUGGUGGAGAGUUGGGAGAUGUGGGCCACGCAGAAGGCC
This is a messenger RNA of Mobula hypostoma (lesser devil ray), 1555 nucleotides long. RefSeq lists its product as uncharacterized. NCBI's taxonomy places the organism in Eukaryota, Metazoa, Chordata, Chondrichthyes, Myliobatiformes, Myliobatidae. The transcript is spliced from 5 exons. The record is from RefSeq and is a predicted model, not a curated record. The coding region runs from base 131 to 1072 and encodes 313 amino acids.